AUGUCUUUCGCAGCAAAUCCCCGCGCCCCCAAACCCGAUCCCAACAACAUCCCCCACGAGCCGACCGGUCCCGUGGCCUCGGACUCCCUGGCGGCCGAAUCGCUCAAGAACCACGGCGGCUUCUCCGAGAACAGCUCCGCCGCCCCCCUGGGCGUGCGAGGCGAUCAAUCCACACUCAACAACACAGACACCUCCGGGGCGACGGCGCUGCCAGCCGCAGCGACGGGCACCGAGCGUGAAAAGAGACAGGCUCUGGGCGCCGGCGCCGACGAGAAGGGCGUGGCAGGUCUGAAAUACCCCGACGCAGCGGGCAAGCCACAGUUCGAUGGCGCACACAGCGACACAGGUGCCUAUGCGGGUGGACAAUCCAAGGCUUUCCAGCAGCAAGCGUCGACGGGUCGGCCGGCGGGCGAGAGUGACUUUGGUGCUUCGACCAUCUCGUCCUCCACUGGCGGUGUUGACCAGUCCCAGAUCCGCUCUGGGGCGGGCAUCAACAAUAACAACAACACCACUACCUCUUCAAAAGGCAGCGGCAGCGGCAGUGGAGGUCCAGCCGCCGGCACGGGCGUCCGUCCGCACGUCGACGCCGCCCCCAACUAUGUGUCCAGCGUGACGGGCGCCGCGCUGCCGGAGAACACAUUCAAGCCGAAGGGCGCGAAUCUCGACGACGCGGACGUCUCGAACAGCAUCCCCCAGACCAAGACCUUCACCGGCGCUAUCGGCACCGUCAACGAUCCCGGCCGCCUCGCCGAACGCGAGUUCUUGGGCCGCAACGACGACCCCGUCGGCGAGUUGAGCCAGGCUGGUGCGGAAGGCGGUCGGGCCAGACAGCAGGGUCAGGACAGCCAAGCGGGCGAGUCGGGCCAGUACGGCGUGCUGCAAAGCGAGAGAGCAUAA
This is a messenger RNA of Fonsecaea erecta, 897 nucleotides long. RefSeq lists its product as hypothetical. Lineage: Eukaryota; Fungi; Ascomycota; Eurotiomycetes; Chaetothyriales; Herpotrichiellaceae. The transcript has a single exon. The record is from RefSeq and is a predicted model, not a curated record. Bases 1 to 897 code for a protein of 298 amino acids.